CGUAACGAGUGUAGCGGAGUCCGUAAUGGGUCCGUUCCGCUCGCAGUGGAAGGAGGCCGGCAUAAUAACUAACGUAUGUCAAAAACUAAAUUUGUAUGAAACUGACAGUUCGUGUCGUGUCAAAUUUUAGUUUUCUUUUUUUAUAGUAAAUUCUGACAUUGAUCUUAUAUUUACUGUCAAACUGUUAAACUUUUGAAAUUUCAAUGUCGUGCUUUCGUGUUCGGUGGUACGAGUGUUACGACUGACGAGGUUUUUGUAUCAAUGUGCACAAUUAAUAUUUUUUACUGAAAUUGACUGAAUUAGUGAGUUCAAAAUGAGUGAAAACAACAUUCAAAAUGGUUUACCUGACGACCAGCCCCAAGAAAAAACAGCCAAACAAUUAGAAAAGGAAGCAAAAAAAGCUGCAAAAUUAGAAAAGUUGAAAGCAAAGUUGGAUAAAAAGAGUGUUGCACCAGCUGUGCCAAAAGAUAAGCCAGAGAAAAAAGCAAAGGAAACAAAAGAAAGUGCAGUAUACACUGCAAAUACUGCAGCUGGUGAAAGGAAAGACAUAACUGGACCUAUGCCAGAUGCCUACAGUCCGAAAUAUGUUGAAGCUGCGUGGUAUGCAUGGUGGGACAAGCAAGGGUUUUUCAAGCCAGAAUAUGGGAAAAAGUCUGUGCUGGACUCUAACCCAAAAGGUCAGUUUGUGAUGGUGAUACCUCCACCCAAUGUAACUGGCUCAUUACAUCUUGGCCAUGCUUUAACUAAUGCUGUGGAAGAUGCUAUUACAAGAUGGCACAGGAUGAAUGGUCGCACAACUCUAUGGAAUCCAGGGUGUGAUCAUGCUGGCAUUGCGACCCAAGUGGUUGUGGAGAAGAAACUGUGGCGAGAGGAGAAAAAGACAAGACAUGAGUUAGGAAGAGAAGAGUUUAUCAAACGUGUUUGGAAUUGGAAAGAAGAGAAAGGUGGUCGUAUUUAUGAACAACUUAGAUCACUAGGGUCCUCACUAGACUGGUCAAGGGAACGGUUCACAAUGGACUCCACUAUGUGUAGAGCCGUGAAUGAAGCGUUCAUAAGAUUACAUGACGCCGGGGACAUCUACAGAGCGAACAGACUCGUCAAUUGGUCGUGCACACUAAAAAGUGCAAUCUCCGAUAUCGAAGUGGAUAAAGUGGAGUUGACUGGACGAACACUGCUGGCUAUACCAGGGUAUGAAAAUAAGGUAGAGUUUGGCGUCAUCGUAUACUUUGCGUAUAAGAUGGAGGAUUCUGAUGAUGAAGUGGUGGUGGCCACCACUCGUGUGGAAACGAUGCUUGGCGAUGUCGCUGUGGCUGUGAACCCUAAUGAUGAUAGGUAUAAAAAGUUUAUAGGAAAACGCUUGGUCCAUCCAAUAGUAAAUAGAAAAUUACCUGUGAUAGCUGAUGAUUAUGUUGACAUGACCUUUGGAACUGGUGCUGUUAAAAUCACUCCGGCCCAUGAUCAGAAUGACUACGAAAUUGGAAAACGUCACAAUUUGCCUUUCAUUAACAUAUUUGAUGAUGAGGGUAGGAUGUUGGACAAUUGUGGACCGUUUGCUGGUAAAAAACGCUUCGACGUCCGUCGGGAAAUAAUUAAGACUUUAGAAGAGAAGAAAUUGUACAGAGACACUGGCGAUAAUGCUAUGGUUGUACCGCUUUGCAGCCGUUCUAAAGAUGUUGUUGAACCAAUGCUGAAACCCCAGUGGUACAUACGUUGUAAUAAUAUGGCGGCUGAAGCAAUCAAAGCGGUGAAGAGCGGUGAACUGAAGAUUAUUCCCGAUGCUCACGAGAAGACCUGGUACCACUGGAUGGAGAAUAUCAGGGACUGGUGCAUAUCAAGACAACUGUGGUGGGGACAUCAGAUACCCGCGUAUAAAGUCAGAUUGCCAGAAAUGGUUUCUAUUGAGGGUACCGAAGAGCGAGUGUACGUAAAACCGCACCGGCGACGCACUCGCUCGGGCCGGAAGAAAGCGCCGAAACGUACGCGAUUUGUACGAACACCGAUAAAUAAUGAAGAAUUAUGGGUAUCGGCUCAUUCAGAAGACGACGCUCGAAAAAAAGCAGCGACCAAGUUCAAUGUGGCCCCUGAAGAUGUGACUUUGAAACGAGAUGACGAUGUCCUGGACACUUGGUUCUCGUCAGGGCUGUUCCCAUUCGCGAUAUUCGGCUGGCCGGAUGAAACGGAUGACUUGAAGGCAUUCUAUCCGACAACAUUAUUGGAGACUGGGCAUGAUAUUCUUUUCUUCUGGGUGGCAAGGAUGGUCUUCUUCGGCCAACGGUUAAUGGGGAAACUACCUUUCAAAGAAGUAUACCUUCAUCCAAUGGUCCGAGACGCUCAUGGUCGCAAGAUGUCAAAAUCUCUGGGCAACGUUAUUGAUCCAGUGGAUGUUGUAACAGGCAUCACAUUGGAAGAGUUGCACGCUCAACUUGCGGAAUCGAAUCUGGAUCCACGCGAGAUUGAGAAAGCGAAGCAGGGUCAGAAGCAGGAUUACCCUAAUGGGAUACCCGAGUGCGGAACUGAUGCUCUAAGAUUUGCCCUAUGUGCGAUGACACAAGGUCGUGAUCUUAACUUGGACAUUCUCCGAGUGCAAGGUUAUAGGUUCUUCUGCAAUAAGUUAUGGAACGCAACUAAAUUCGCUCUCAUGUACUUCCCUAAGGACACGGUUUAUCAGGUACACGGAUCGGGACCGCUGCCGUCAACUCUAUCAAUGGUAGAUAAGUGGAUGAUGUCACGAUUGGCCAACGCAGUGAAUAAAACGAACGAAGGGUUCCAGAACUACGAUUUCCCAGCAGCCACCACCGCCUGCUAUAACCUAUGGCUCUAUGACCUCUGCGAUGUGUACUUGGAAUAUUUGAAGCCCGUAUUUGCUCAAGGCUCGGAAUCCGAGAAAGAAGCGGCAAGACGUACUUUGUACACUGUGUUAGAGUAUGGUCUGAAGCUUCUAAGCCCGUUUAUGCCCUUCGUGACUGAGGAGUUGUACCAGCGUCUUCCAAGAGCUGAUGCUUCUUGUCCGUCUAUAUGUGUGGCUGCUUAUCCUAUUGCCUCAGACACACCGUGGCAAUGCAAAAACUUAGAGACAGAUGUAGAAAAUGUGAUGAAAAUUAUUCACGCUAUAAGAUCGACUCGCUCCGAAUACAACAUCCCUAACAAGACGAAAACAGAUGUUUAUUUAAUUCUCAGUGAGGAAUUGAAGAUUCUUAAAGAUGUGUUCGAGAAGAUGGAAUGUCUUGCCAACAGUAGGUUUGUGGAUGAAGCGCCUCCAGCGGGAUGUUCUAUUUUGCCAAUAUCGGAUAAGAUUGAGGUGCAUCUGUAUUUGAAGGGUCUGGUCGACGCGGAAAAGGAGAUUGUCAAACUUGAAAAGAAGAAAGACGCUCUGGAACAAUCAUUAAAAAAACUCAAGCAAUCCAUGGCUGUAGAUGACUACGAAACGAAAGUACCAGUAGAUGUUCAAAAGUCAAACUUAGAAAAAUUAACCACUACCGAAGGAGAAAUGUUGAGACUAGAAACUGCUAUACAAACACUUAAAGUAUUUUAAAUAAAUUGAACUGUUUUCUUAUGUUGUAUAAGCAAUGUGUUGUAAAGUUAUUUAUUUUGUUUUAUAAAUAAAUGUAUUUUAUUGCAAAA
This is a messenger RNA of Pieris brassicae (large cabbage white), 3621 nucleotides long. RefSeq names its product valine--tRNA ligase (gene ValRS). Gene Ontology annotation, biological process: valyl-tRNA aminoacylation. The record is from RefSeq and is a predicted model, not a curated record. The coding region runs from base 314 to 3532 and encodes 1072 amino acids. The transcript is spliced from 19 exons. Lineage: Eukaryota; Metazoa; Arthropoda; Insecta; Lepidoptera; Pieridae. Gene Ontology annotation, cellular component: cytosol. Gene Ontology annotation, molecular function: aminoacyl-tRNA deacylase activity; ATP binding; valine-tRNA ligase activity.